AUGGUCUUGGAAUAUGCAAACGGAGGAAAUUUACAUGAUUAUUUAAGAAAUAAUUUCGAAAAUAAUGAAUAUAAGUUAAAAUUUGAAGAGCAACUAUGUUUUGCUAAAGACAUUGCGCUUGGCUUGAAAUUUUUGCACAAAGAGGAUAUUAUACACCGUGAUUUACAAGUGAUGAUAGCAGACCUAGGACUGUCCAAAUUAUUUAGUGAUGAUGCUACAAGAACUAGGACAGGUGAAUUAAAAGGAAGAUCGCCUUUUCAAAACGCAAGUACACCCCAAAUUCUUCUAAAUAUAGUUCAAGAUCUUCGAGAAGAUCCAAAUCCAGCCCCCCCAUUAAAUAUAAAAUCGGCCACAAAUAAUGAAGAUGAUAUUGUUAACAAAAUAAAGUCGCAGGCUGAUAAAAAAUUUGACGAAUAUAUUCUUAAAACCGAGCAACGCAUUUCUAGUUCAAAUACAAAUAUUGCAAACCUGCUCCAAGAGUUCAUAAACCUGUAUAUUAAGGAUAUGGUUACUAAUUCCGAUGAUACUGUAAAUGACAUAAAUAACUGGAUUAAAAAUAACACUAAAAAUUCGAAAAAAAUUUUUGAUUUUACCAUGAAAUUUGAAAUAAAACAUCGUGAGACAAUUCUAGCAUAUUUUUAUAUGAAAGGGUUUGGAACAAAUAAAGACUAUAAGGAAUGUUUAUCUUGGUGUAAAAAGGGUUGUGAAAAAGAAGAUAUCUAUUCUUAUUAUGAAGCUGCGUAUUGUUACAGGUACUAUUUUGGUACUUUUGAAGAUUAUAACGAAGCUUUUCGUUAUUUUAAUCUAGCGGCAAGUGGCGGAAUUUUAAAAGCAAAAUGUGAGCUUGCUAUAAUGCAUAUGAAUGGAAUGGGUUGUGAAGAAAAUAAAGCUAAAGCGUUUUGUUUGUUUAAAGAAGCCGGUGAACAAAAUAAAUUAGCAAGUUGUAUGAUUAGUGAUUGGUAUUGGAAUAGAAAUAAAUUUAAUUGA
Messenger RNA from Dentiscutata erythropus, 987 nucleotides. The record is from the annotation of a GenBank genome assembly. NCBI's taxonomy places the organism in Eukaryota, Fungi, Glomeromycota, Glomeromycetes, Diversisporales, Gigasporaceae.